Guyanagaster necrorhizus is the source of this 1229-nucleotide messenger RNA. Its product is annotated as NAD(P)-binding protein. The record is from RefSeq and is a predicted model, not a curated record. Gene Ontology annotation, molecular function: oxidoreductase activity, acting on the CH-OH group of donors, NAD or NADP as acceptor. NCBI's taxonomy places the organism in Eukaryota, Fungi, Basidiomycota, Agaricomycetes, Agaricales, Physalacriaceae. The transcript has 8 exons. The coding region runs from base 1 to 1059 and encodes 352 amino acids.
AUGCCCGCCAUCCAAGGAAAAUCUGCAGCGAAAGUCCUUGUGUCUGGAGCGAACGGAUACAUCGCGAUCUGGGUUGUUCGGACUCUCCUGGAGCGAGGAUACUCUGUGAGAGGCACCGUUCGUUCGGCGGAGAAGGGGAGACAUCUACUCGACAUAUUCAAGGGAUACGGGGAUAAGAUUGAGGUUGUCGUCGUGGAGGAUAUCACCACAGAAGGCGCGUUCGAUGAGGCUGUCAAGGGCGUCGACGCGAUUGCUCACACGGCGUCUCCCUUCCACUUGAAGGCUGUUGAUCCUCAAGAACUUAUCGGACCAGCAGUGAAAGGCACUGUAGGAAUGCUGGCUAGUGCGCUCAAGAAUGGCUCCUCUGUUCAACGUAUCGUUGUAACUUCAUCAUGCGCAGCUAUUCUUCACGUAUCGCCUGAGCCCAAGGUUUUCUCCGAAGUCGACUGGAACGAGCAAUCUAUCAAGGAAGUCGGGGAGCAAGGCAAGGAUGCCUCUGGAAUAGCGAAAUAUCGUGCUUCGAAGACUUUGGCCGAGAGAGCGGCCUGGGACUUCUACAAGAAGCACAAACAUGAGAUCCAGUGGGAUCUUGCCGUUAUUAACCCUCCAUUUGUCUUUGGCCCUUUCAUCCACGACUCCCCGAGCAUAGACUCCCUCAACGAAUCAGCUCGAGUAUGGUACAGCACCGUCGCCAAGGCCGAUGCAGGUGGCAGGUCUCCCGAGUUCCUCGCUACCCAAGGAUCCUGCUGGAUAGACGUGCGCGAUCUCGCGGAGGGCCACACGCGCGCCAUGGAGACCCCUGCUGCAGGAGAUGAGCGGAUCAUUAUAUCUGUGGGACCGUUCGUAUGGCAGGAUUGGAUUGAUACAGCGAACGCGCUCUCGCCGAGCCCCAUACCAUCGCACACGCUUCCGAAAGGUGUUCCGGAUGGCGGGAAGGGGGCCAAGCAUGCUGUGUAUUAUGAUACUGCGAAGGAGAAGAAGAUUUUUGGACUGAAACUUAGGACGAUGGAAGAGACCGCAAGGGACACUUUGGCGGAUUUUGAGAGGAGAGGAUGGUAAGAUAGUGAAAGCGAGAAGAAAAUAUGGCUGAGAAACAGCUGUAUGUUUCCCCAUGUAGUUGGUUGACUUUGAAUGUCGUAUAUCAGACGAACAUAUAGCAGUUCCGAGUACCUCUUAGCCACUGCGGCGGGAGAAAGUAUGAUUUGUUGUGGGCCCGAGUUGUAGCAGGG